AUGUCUAAUGAACAAUUCAAGAUUUUUAGGGAUGAAGUUGUAUUAACACUUAAAGAAUUUGAUAAAUCAUUAAUGUUCGACCAUAAACAGCAAUGGAGUGAUAUCUCUCAACAUGUUUCAAGAAAUAUUAUGCCAACGAUCAAUAGGCAUUAA
This is a messenger RNA of Funneliformis caledonium, 153 nucleotides long. The record is from the annotation of a GenBank genome assembly. Lineage: Eukaryota; Fungi; Glomeromycota; Glomeromycetes; Glomerales; Glomeraceae.